This is a messenger RNA of Toxotes jaculatrix (banded archerfish), 5066 nucleotides long. RefSeq names its product Rho GTPase activating protein 4b (gene arhgap4b). The coding region runs from base 658 to 3501 and encodes 947 amino acids. The record is from RefSeq and is a predicted model, not a curated record. Lineage: Eukaryota; Metazoa; Chordata; Actinopteri; Toxotidae. Gene Ontology annotation, cellular component: cytoplasm. Gene Ontology annotation, biological process: negative regulation of cell migration; signal transduction. The transcript has 24 exons. Gene Ontology annotation, molecular function: protein binding.
GGAAGCUAUUUGGCAUAUUUGGCAGGAGAGGGAAGAAAGGAGGCAGGGAGGGAGGGAGGGCUGUUUUUGAGUGUGUGCCUGAGAAAUGAGAGAGAGAGAGAGAGAGCGGGGAAAGAGGAGGGAACUGAGCUGAGAGAAAUCUGUCAGAUUCAAACACACUGCUCUGUGUGUGUGUAUGUGUGUGUGUGAUAGAGAGAACGAGGGAUGAGAAGAGAGGAGGAGAGCUGAGGAACAGAUAGAAAGAGACAGCAGAGGACCACAAAGUGAGCCUCAGUAAAUCUGCCUCUCUUGCCCCCUGUUGUCUUCUUGUCAUCCACUUCUUCCCUUACUGUUAUCUUCUCUAUUUUCUCCACUGUCUGCUGUUCAGGCCGGUUCACCUAUGGAUCAGCAUUCAUACCAGAAACCCAGGGGAUUCCAUGGACACAUCGACCCGACUGACAUCCCCGCUGAGUGCAGCCGAUCGACACUGAUGCUGAUGUGCUGCAUGCAGCUGUAGAGCGCCAAGGCCAAGGGGUCAGGGGUGAAAGGUCACAGACUACAGAGCUAGAGCAGGCACUGAGGUUGAAAGGUUCCAGGAGGGGAUACUGCAAGGAUACAAGAAGAUUCAGGGUUCGGGACGUAAGGUCUCAGUGACGGACAAGGGUCAAGGUGUCAAAGAUGAUGACAUCGCAUGGAAAGCUGAGGAGGGAGAAAGGGAGUCUGGCCGAGUAUGAAUCGCAGAUGAAAGACCUGCGGGCCCAGCUGACAGACCAGAUAAAGAUUUUAGACUCUCAGGUGGAGGUGAAACAGCAGCAGCUCUCAGACCUGUCUGAGUUUCUCCGGCGUCGAGGCGACAUUGAAGCUGAAUACGCUCGUGCCCUCGACAAACUCACCGAGAGGUUCACCCACAAGACUAAGAAGAAGGAGCAGUGGGGUCAGUCUGUGUGUCAGGUCUGGUCUGUUUUGCUGACUCAGACUCGUCUGGAGAGCCGGGAGCAUGCAGCACUGGGUGACACCUGCUGCAACACUCUCACACAGAGACUGGUGCACAGUACGGAGGAUACACACCGUCUGCACAAACGGAGCAAAGAAGUUGGAAUCCAGAUGCAGGAUGAGUUGCUGAAGGUCACCACUGAACUCCAGACAGCUCUGAAGACAUACAACCAGUACCAUACAGACUGUCUGAUAGCUGAGGGGAAGCUGAAGGAAGCCGAGCGGUUGGAGGAGAGACACACCGGCAAGUCGGCUGAGCUCGGCCCCGGCCAAUCAGGAGGACAGAGGCGGAGUUCUGUCAAGAAGAUGGAGAGAUUAAUGGAGAAGAGGCACGGUAGGGUUCAGGAGACCCAGCUGAAGUGUACCAAGGCUCGUAAUGACUACCUGCUGAAUCUGGCAGCAGCCAAUGCAGCCAUGAACAAAUACUACCUGCAGGACGUGAGCACUCUCAUCGAUUGCUGUGAUCUCGGUUUCCAUCUGUCUGUGGAGAGGGUGAUGAGGUGCUACCUGGCCAGUAGGUGGCGCAUCCAGAAAACAGAGGAGACGGGGCUUAAGCAGCUGGAGGCAGCUGUGACGUCCCUGGAUCAGGGUGGAGACAGAGACGCGUUACUACAGCAACACGACGCCGCCUUCUGCCUUCCAUUCAGAUUCAACUACCACCCACAUGAGGGAGACCAGGUGUGUGAGGUGAGUGCAGAGAGCCAGGUGAGGUACGAGCUGGAGACCAGGUUCCAGCAGCUUCAGUCUCGACUCGCUGCCGUUACCUUGGAAACAGAGGAGAUCAGUAAAACGCUUAAAGCCACCCUCACAGCUCUGCUGGACAAUAUGUGUGACAGUGACUGUAACCCCUCCCCCGACGUGCCCAGCAGCCUAUCACACGACCCCACAGGAGGAAAUACUGUCCCAAAACUUACCCUUGCCAAGCGUCGAGCCAAUCAGCAGGAGACAGAGACCUACUAUUUUACAAAAGUGAAGGAGUUCCUCACCAGCAGUUCUCUGACCUCCAAACUUCAAGCCAAACAUGACCUUCUACAAGAUGCCAUACAGAAAGCUGAAGCUGUCGACAGUGACCCUUCCAGAAUGCAAUGUGCUCGGUCAGUGCGUGUUCGGAAGUCCAGACCUGUUUCCCAAUUCUGCCACACACUCUUCACCACAGACAUACUCUCCUACAUACAGAGCUCUGGGCAGCAGAUUCCUGUGGUGGUUGAAAGCUGCAUCCGUUUCAUAAACCUUCACGGCCUCCACCAUGAGGGAAUAUUCAGAGUUCCUGGGUCACAGAGGGAGGUUAACCUGAUUAGAGAUUCAUUUGAGAGAGGAGAGGAUCCUCUGUCAGACAGUGAGUGUGACCUGGACUCUGUGGCUGGCGUGUUGAAGCUUUACUUCAGGGGCCUUGAGCCUCCUCUCUUCCCUUAUGACAGCUACUCUCAGCUGCUGGAGUGUGUCCAAAUUGAGGGAGAGACAGAGAAAGCUGCCCAGAUUAAAGCGAUUGUCUCCACCUUCCCACGGCCUCUGCUCAUCGUGAUGCGUUACCUUUUCGCAUUCCUCAAUCAUGUGUCUCAGUACAGUGAUGAGAACAUGAUGCAGCCCUACAACCUGGCCGUUUGCUUUGGCCCGAGCCUGCUGAGGGGGUUGGAUUCUGAUGACGCUGUUGCUAGGCAGCCACAGGUUAAUGACCUUGUCAAAACCAUGAUCCUCCAACACGACAUCAUUUUCCCCAGCCAAUCAGACCUGCCCGGCCCCGUCUACGAGAAGCACAUGACUCUGGAGCAGGAGUACUGUGAACCAAUCACAGAGGAGGGAGAUGGAGAGACCGAGCAUCUGCCCAGUGAGGAUGAGUGGGAAGCAGUGGCUAUAUUCGACUACGUGGCGAGAUCUCCAGCAGAACUAUCGUUCAAGCAGGGAGAGCCUCUCAUCCUCCACAGCAAGGCCUCCUGUGAUUGGUGGAGAGGCGAAGUGGGAGGGGUUAAGGGUCUCAUCCCUCACAAGUACAUCAGCGUGCUGGAAGGGUCAGAGCGAGGGAAAAGAGAAGAAGGAGGAGGAGGAGGAGGAGGAGGAGGCAGCACUGGAAACCUGACAACAGAAGAUCCACAGACGGAGAACACAACUCGGAUGCGGGUGAACAGCGACAGUGCGUCGUUGCCUGGAAGACAGAGAGGGAGUGAAGGGAGCCCCAGUCGAAAGCCGCCAACCUCCCCCGCCACACGACACCUGCCGCCUGUGUCUCAGGAGAGAAGACACACUUUGGACACUCUGAGACAGGGCGGCCUCAGACCCGCAGACAGACCUCCAUUUGGUCAGGCAGACAGACCAACAGUUGAUAAGGAGAUGAUCAGCCGUCAGAUGAACUCAGUGUUCAAGGAGCUCCUGUCACGCCAGCCUCCCGUCCAGCCAUCCGCUCUCGCCACCCCUGCUACCCCUGCUCCCCCUGUGUCCUCCUCCUCCUCUUCCUCUCUUGCUCAAGCUGCCCCCGCUGCCAAAAAAGUAGGAUUUGGUCUCAGAGGACGGGCCCUUUUCAGACCAGUGGACUGAGAGAGAGAGAGAGAGAGAGAGAGAGAGAGAGAGAGAGAGAGAGGAUGAGAUGACUGGAAUCACUGAUCUAUUGUUUAAUGAUGAUGAUGAUGAUCACACCGAUGACGAUGAUGCAUUUGGUGAAGAUCUUGAUUUAUUUUUUUGACACGUGUAUAAUAUUUGCGUCUCUGCCAUCUCAUAGUGCCACUAGUCUCGGUGCCGUGUUACUGUGCGUCCAGUGUGUCUGUUUACCAGCUGGUUUUGGUCUUUUUCUGUUCUGGUCUGUUUUUGUUCUCCAGGCUUCUGCAAUUUGUGGAGAAUCAGGGAUGUGACAUCACCAGUGAUAUCAAGACUGACUUUUAAAAGUGGUGGCCAUCAUACUUAACAUCAAAUACUACAACAGACUUAAACUGCCCCCUAGUGGCAGGUCUGAGAUCAGCUCUCCCUAAAAUAUUUCUUUAUUUUGAAUAAAACCUGAUCUGGGGCCUGUGUCUAGGAGUGCCUUCACAUCUGAUUCUCAUCUUGUCCUUCGUAUUCUUCACAUUUAGAUCACUUGAAAAGACCCAGUAGGUUUAAAUUCUACAUAUUACGUUUAAAAGUGUGAUCCAGAAAGACGUUUAAGGAACCCCAAAGUGUUCAAUAUGAAAUAACCGUGAUUAAAUUGUGUAAAAUAUAUAUUGACCUAAAAAAUUGUUAAAUAACUGAGGUAAUUCUUCAGAUUUAACUUAUUAUUACAUUUUAUUUCAUUUUUCAUUUCCAUAAUUACAGUUUCAUUGGUUAUCAGUUAUAACAUUCAAGUUAUAUAUUCAAGUGGUUAUUUAUUUUAUAAAUAUUUAUUUAUUCUACGACUGAACACUGUGGGGCUCCAUAGAUGUUAGCUGGGAAAGCUAUGAGGUCAGUAUUUAAUAGCAGCAUGCAGUGUUAGCACACAUACACACACACUCACACACAGAUGACAGAUAAAACACACAUCCCCCUUCAUAUGUGAUACAUGGCCUGAUGCACAGGCCAAAUCUCAGGGCUUUUGCAGAGUUAGAGACGGGCUAACUCAGGUUUGGCUUUGAAGGAAUAAGUAAGUUUUUGUUUUUGUUUUUCACUCAGGGCUUUGGUUGACGUACUCUUCAACUGGAAACUGUGCCCUAGCCUCAAGAGCCAAAAUGGCCCCCAUAUCAGAGAGGAUUAAGCAACUUCCUCUGGUUUAAACUGUGAAUGCAACGGCGACAUUUUGGAGCCAUGAUCUAAACUCUUGUCUCAUUCAUCAGCACAUUCUGGGCCCCCCUGACUAAGAUAUAUAUAUCUAGCACCAUCCACAGGUUCCGAUUCAAAUGUAUGUUUCAGGAUUUUUGCAGUGAAGUGUACAAUUCCUUUGGCUCCAAAAGCAUUUGAAACGUUUUACAUACGGCAUCUCCCCUCUGUCGUGUUUCAGUAUUGGAAGAGGAAUCAUUUUCUUUUUAUAUUGAUCCUGCUUCUAUGAUUAAAACACCAUGUUAUUCUGGAUCACUGUUUGAUGAUGUCACUAAAUUUACUGUGUCCAAUUGUAUAUGUGGUUAAAAAAAAUAUGAAUUCAAUAAAGAUGAUAAAGUGAU